AUGCAUGUGAAAGCAGCAAAUGCAUGUAGACGUGAUGGAGAGGAGUUAAAGGUGAAGUGCAAGAAUGCGAAGACAAAUGUAGAAGAGUUGGAGAGACUUGGAUGCAUUGUGGUCCAUGGUGUUAAUGUGCACUCCAUGAGCAUAGAUUGCAGGGUUGUUGGAACGAUUCUAUAUGAUAGAAUCAUCUUCAAUUUUUCUCAUACACAGGAAACACCAAAAACCGGUGGAAGGAGUGCUAGAGUGAUGCUUAAAGACCAAUAUGGAGAGAUUCAUGUGACUCAUAAGAUGGUUCACUCAUUUAAGGAGUGGAGGAUACUGGUUCUGGGUUACACUAAUAAGAGAGGAGGUGGAAGUGACUAUGACUCUAGUUUCCCUGUUGGACAAGCUUCUACUUUCAUGUUUAGGAAAUUCUAA
This is a messenger RNA of Arabidopsis thaliana (thale cress), 414 nucleotides long. Its product is annotated as ATP-binding protein. The record is from RefSeq and is marked reviewed. The transcript has 5 exons. Gene Ontology annotation, molecular function: rRNA (uridine-N3-)-methyltransferase activity. Bases 1 to 414 code for a protein of 137 amino acids. Gene Ontology annotation, biological process: rRNA base methylation. NCBI's taxonomy places the organism in Eukaryota, Viridiplantae, Streptophyta, Magnoliopsida, Brassicales, Brassicaceae.